AUGGCUUACCAGUUCUUUGCAAGGAAUCAGUCAAGGACAGCGACUACUUCAGCUUCGCUGUCUCCCCCACCGGCGAACCGCCACGCCUCCCGGCCUCCAAUCCACCCCCCUCCAGUCCAACCGCCGCAAUCAGCUGUCGCAAGCGCGUCCGGGCUCAAACGCCCAAAAGAAGAGAGCUUUGAUCCAUAUCUUCAUGAGAUUCCAGCGGGUACUGCGACCCCACACCCGCAUAUAACGGUUGAGAAAGUCAACACGGCGCAUAUCCCUUCUUUGACGCGGAUCACGGGCCUACUCCUUCCAAUCCGCUACCCAAACUCGUUCUAUACGGCUAUCAUAACUGAUCCAGUGAUCGCUUCUCUUUCGCGGGUUGCUAUUUACCAUGAUCAUCCUGUUGCUGCGGCCCCAAAGUCCGGUGCAUCUGCUGGAACGGACAAAGUGAUCGGGGGCAUCCGGUGUCGGCUAGAGAGAAUCCAACAGCCAGGUGACUCGGGUCAUGAUAACCAAACCCAAGGCAACGGAGAACCCACAAAUCUCUACAUCCAGACUUUGCAUCUCCUCUCUCCUUAUAGAGGUGAGGGCGUGGCGACGUCGCUGUUGAAUUCACUCCUAUUUGCGUCGCCGCCAAACCGCAAGACAAAGGACUCAUACCGUGUAUCUGAGCUUGUCAAGCACUAUAACAUUCGCUCUGUGACAGCACAUGUUCAUGAGGCAAAUGAUGAAGGUCUAGAGUGGUAUAUUGCGCGUGGAUUUAGGGUUGACGGUGAUGUAGCCGAAUAUUAUCGGCGACUGAAGCCGUCGGGCGCGAAAAUUGUGCGCCUAGAUUUGGACUGGAACACAGAAGUUGGAGAGCAAGUUCAGAAAGAAAGUAACCCCCAGACGACCGCUUCUUGUGGUGAACAGGAAGAUGAAGACUGGGAGAAGGUAGAGGUGGAGGAUGGCAAUGAAGGUGACCAUGGAAUACAGCAUUUGAACGAGUCACAAGUUCUUGAAAAACAGGACAUGUUCUCGCGCAAGCGCAAAGCUGAAGAUGACAGCCAGAAGCCCUAG
Messenger RNA from Penicillium paradoxum, 1047 nucleotides. Its product is annotated as GNAT family N-acetyltransferase. The record is from RefSeq and is a predicted model, not a curated record. The coding region runs from base 1 to 1047 and encodes 348 amino acids. Gene Ontology annotation, cellular component: NatA complex. Gene Ontology annotation, molecular function: acyltransferase activity, transferring groups other than amino-acyl groups. Gene Ontology annotation, biological process: mitotic sister chromatid cohesion. NCBI's taxonomy places the organism in Eukaryota, Fungi, Ascomycota, Eurotiomycetes, Eurotiales, Aspergillaceae. The transcript has a single exon.